Durusdinium trenchii is the source of this 3623-nucleotide messenger RNA. NCBI's taxonomy places the organism in Eukaryota, Dinophyceae, Suessiales, Symbiodiniaceae. The record is from the annotation of a GenBank genome assembly.
CUCACUCACCAUUUCUAGCGGAGCCUUUCGUGAUUGCUGCACGAAGCUCACAGUAAAACCAUGUUGAGAAAAACACACUCAAAAUAUACACCUAGGAAGUCACUCCAGCCUAAUAGCGAUGGCCUGCAACCUAAGAGCGAUGGCCUCCAACCUACUAGCAAUGACCUCCAACCUACUAGCACAGUGUUGAGAUUUCAGCUGCCGGACAUGGCUUUGGGCCCAUGUGGGUGAACUUGGAUGCCUUUGGCAUCGCAUUGUCCUUACUCACCUGGCUCCUCCUAAUCUUCACAGAUGCGGUGGUGGUGCGCUUUGUGCUGUUCGCCUGGUUCACAACAAGUCGGCCAAGAUUUCGCUGGGUGCCUUUGAGCGACUUGGGGCUCUUUCUGCUGGCCUUGUACCAGCUGCUCCUGAUGUUGUCUCUGGUCUCCCAUGUGCGUGCCGUCACCACUGAUCCGGGCACAAUGUCGCUCAGUUCGGCACCCGAAAGCCUCAGCAAUCCGCGGAAUUGCAAGCUCUGCCAGGGACGCUGGAAGCCACCUCGAGCGCAUCAUUGCAAGACGUGUCGAUGCUGCAUCUUCCGCAUGGACCAUCAUUGUCCUUGGAUCAACAACUGCGUUGGCCUUUCGAACCAAAAGCUCUUCAUUCUCUUCUUAGUCUACACCUGUGUCAGCGCAAUCUGGACGCUGCUGCUCUUGGCCGCAGGUGCCUUUUGUUGGCUCUACAGCCAAAAGUCCUGGUCCGAUGCGCCACCGCCGGGGAGUGCAUCGCUCAUAUGCUGUGGGCUUGUAGCAGUGGAGUGUUUUGCCGCAGUGCUCUUUGUCAGCGACUUCAUCCAGGAGCAGGUGGAGUCUAUCCAGAUGAACAGCACACUAGUGGAGACGUACCAACGCACGCACGGGCCGCGGACGUCAUUCUGGGAGCACUUCACGUCGAUCUUCGGCCCCUGCUGGUGGACCUGGCCUUUCCCUUUUCCGCCGGCCCUGGAGCCUGACUACCUGGAGCCGGCCCUACCUGAUGAGGCGGAGCUCUGGAGUCAGGACUGCGCAGAUGAUCACAACAGUCUGGGCAUUGCAGGUGAAGAGAGCGAAGAGAUGGCAGCAAAGGAGGAGACCCUUAGUGCGCGACCGAGGCACAUUCUGCGGAUUGGGCGCAAGGAAAUAGAUUGUUCUCCAAAAAACUUGAGCCUAUCUGUAGCCUGAAGUAGCCUUACACGAAGAUCCUCUAUUUUGCACAUCUAACUUUCUUCAUUCGGCGCUAUAUUUCUACAGUUUGUGUCGCAAGGCAAAGGCACACGGACAGCAAGCUUGACUGAGCUUGGAUCAACAGCAUCCGCCGCAUCCAAUUGUCAGAGCUUCAUGUCUUGCCCCCGAAGGCAGAUUCCAGUGUUCAUCACACGAAAAGGACGAAAAGGUUCGAAAUCCGAUGAACAAAAGCAGGAGCUCUUGGUUUGUGCCCUUACCGGCACUUGAGAAACGGAUGUGCCACGGCUGCCAAAAUUGGUGAACGACCUGAAGUCAGAUCUUGAUUGCUGCUGGUUGACUUGCUUCUUCGGGGAUCGCUCCGAAUGCUUGUGUGUGGGCUGAGAGUCAAGAUGCAUGUGAUCUUGCAAACACCAAAGAAACUUUGACACAUCAAAAGGAUCAUGCACGAACAUAUGUCACUGCUCUUGAGCCUCUUUUGGACAUAGGAAAAACUUGUCUGUGUACUUCGCUGCAGAUCCCAAGUACCCUUGAAAGGACCACCCACGAAGGGACAAUGGUCGCAGGCUCACAUGGCUUUGCUGUGCUGCUUUGCAUGUGAGCUCUUGAGAGGAGAAGCCACGGAGGGAUCAGAGCUCGAAAGUCCUUCUGGUCAAGUCCAGAGUUGGAAGUGAGUGAUGAAUUCCAAACCGACCAAAGUCAGGGGCAAGCGUGUGGUCAUACUACGAGGGAAAGCUGCUGGCUUGCUGAGGGAACAGUCAAGUAUUGACCCGGAUCGGCAAAGCCGAAGGUCAAGGGCACUACUGGAGGGUAUGAUGCCAAGAUUGGCAUCUCAUCCAAGAAGGUCCACUGCCUGAUGGGCAUGAGGGGUCUUUGGAUGAUCAUGAUGAUCGGAGUCCAAAAGAUUGCUCGUCGGACUCAGCUGGGAAAGAACGGAAGGCAUUUUUUGGAGGUUGUUUUGAGCCACACCUGAACCCGGACUCAGCGGCCUCGCCUCCAAACCUGUCAGCCUCUGACUCAGAUUCGUACUCUCGCGACCCAUGGGCCUUAACUGCUGCGCAAUGAUUUGAAGACGCUGGUGCCACUGAGGGCAUCCUUCUGAAGAAUUUCAUGAUGGCAACCAGGGACUUGAGGGACCAAGGUGGAGCCCAGGUGCGGUUGAACGAUGGAUACUUUGGCAUGUUCAAUCAUCCGAGACUGUGAUUUGGAGUGUGCUUUGGAAGGUCACUGGCAGACGUGCGUGCUUGGAGAACAUCACCAGCUUAUCACAACGCCGUCCCGCCUAAAUGAAUUUGAGGGGCAAGUUCAAGAUGAAACCAAAAGCUUGCCAAUGACCCUAGAGAAAACACACAACAAAGCGGUCCAAAGCAAAGGUGGUCCAGUGCCACCUGCAAAGCUGUCAGAGGAGCGUCAGGCUGCCGGAAGGAGAGUUUGACGUCAGAUCGAAGGUGUUGGAGAACUCCAAUGCCUUGUGAUGGAAUGCCAACCUGGCCAGCGAGGACCAGAAGCUUGUGGACCGGCUGGUGGCGAUGGGGCGUUGGCGGGGGAAGAGUUUUGGAGUUCGGAUUGACAACUUGGUGCUGGAAAAAGUUUGUAUUGGAGAAGGAAGUGCAACCACUUCGGCAGCUUGUGCUCAUUCCAGCCGAUGUAUCCAAGUGAUGGUCAAAUGGUCAAUCCUGGAAUCGUGGAGGUGGUCAAGGACGCCAAAAAUUUGGUCGAGGCUUGAGUAGGGUGAGGUUUUCACCCCACUACAGUCAGUCAUCCAUCCGCAAGGUCAUGAACGGUCCGCUGGUUCAGUUGGUUCAGUGGGGCAGUCUGGAAAUCGAACCACGAGUUGCAACCGUCAGAUCUUUUUUCAAGAUCCCAAAAGCGUGUUGGCCAAGAAGUCUGUUGGAAAGGACAGAACCCUGGUCACACCUGGCUACACAGAGACAGGACACAACAGCCAGUGAUGCAAUGUGCGCCUGGGAGCUGACGUUGGACGAGGGCAACAGCUUGCCAGGCAAAGAAUUGAAGUGGGGCAGUGGGGGGAUGAGAAAUUGUUGAAGGUCAGUCACGAGCAGUGCUGGGCAGCUGCGUCCUUCGAAUGGAAGAGCGCAAAAUCUGAAUCAGGUCAGGAUUUGGGAGUUUCUACAAGCCACAAAGGUGAGCUAUCGACAAGGUGGUGUACAAGAGCGUGCCAAUGCCGCUUUCGGGGAAAGUGAUGCCGCAACAUCGACUUUGUUAUUCAGUGCCAAGGGGACGUCAGAUUGCGGACGAUGUUGCGCUGCCUUGCGCAAGGCCAGCUAGAUUCCACAUUUAACUUGCACUUCUCUUUUGGUUCCCUGGCGUUGGAACAGCAGAAACUCGCUUCUUGCGCCCUGAGAUUUUGUCGCAAUGGCAACGGUGGAGUGGCAAAGGGGGAGUGCAGGAAGACACGUGUAC